Molecule: messenger RNA, 8116 nt
Organism: Corythoichthys intestinalis (scribbled pipefish)
Lineage: Eukaryota; Metazoa; Chordata; Actinopteri; Syngnathiformes; Syngnathidae
Gene: thsd7ba
Product: thrombospondin, type I, domain containing 7Ba
Exons: 30
Coding region: 582-5468 (1628 amino acids)
Biological process (GO): actin cytoskeleton organization
Cellular component (GO): plasma membrane
Source: RefSeq, a predicted model, not a curated record
CAACAUGACUUCAGAUCUACAUCCAAGUGGUAGAAGACAGAGCUUUUUACCACUAAUCUAACCUUUCCAUGCCAUUUGACCAACAUAGAGCAUGAAAACAAAAUGAUUGCAGCCUUCGAAUUUCUCUGUCAACAUUAUCUGAAUGUGGAGAGUGUCAGUCGAAAAGAAAAUACGAGUACAUCAGAGAUAUGAUCUGUUACAAACAGCAGCAGCCGCAGCCGCAUCACCCAGAUUCCAGAUUCCAUCUCCUUGCUGACUCCAGCGCCCGUCUCUGCAGGAAAAUCAACGGGUGGAUACUCGAGAGAGCCGAUGCCAACGGCUUAAUAGUACCAGGUGCAGCCGGAGGUGUGACGCUGUCCCGGCCCUCGACACAUUGAUUCACAAAGGAUUAAACCACUGCGUGGCGCUUGAGGUGGCAGACCUGAUACAUCUCAUUUACUCUGCCUGUCAGACUUAACAUUUUUGGAGGCCUCCUUUGCUUUGCUAGUAUAUCUACAGAGGGGCUGGUCUCUGACUGAACAGACAGCGUCACCCAAAGGGAUGACUUGUUGUCAUCUUGAUCAGGAGUAAGAGAGGAAGCAAUGGGCUGGACUAUGACUUUAAAGGACGACUUUAGGGUCACUGCCUGGGCACGGGGAACUCGGAACUACAUUCGUUUGUUGAUCCUCUUGUCAUUUUUAUUCAUCGAAAUCCGAUCGGAUAUGGUGUUACAUAUGGAUCAUCAGUUCACAUGGAAAACAGGCCAGUGGGGUCAUUGCAUGGGUGACGACUGUGGUUCCGGUGGAGUUCAGACCAGAAUGGUCUGGUGCAUUCACAUAGAGGGUUGGACGACCCACCACUCUCACUGCAACCACAUCGACAAACCCGAGAGUAGGCGGCAUUGCUUUAAGGUUUGUGAUUGGCACCAGGACCUCUUUGAGUGGGAGCUGUCUGCCUGGGAAAACUGUGCACUCGUCCCUUUUUUUUCCAACGAGCUCAAGCUGAGGACCACAGAGUGCAUUACUGCACAGCAUGGACUCCAGAGACGCAAAGUGCGGUGUGUGCGCACUUUCAACCGCACUGCGGUCACUCCAAGGAUAUGUGACUUCUUUUCCCAGAGACCACCGGUGGAGCAGGCGUGUCUCAUUCCCUGCCCGCAGGACUGCGUCGUUUCAGACUUCACUUCAUGGUCAGGUUGCAGUAAGACAUGCGGCAACGGCCUGCAGCAUCGGACUCGACAUGUUCUGACCACGCCAAUGUAUGGUGGCGCCAAUUGCCCCAAUCUGACAGAAACCAGGACUUGUUCCGGCCCUGUUCCAUGCCCCGCUGGAGAGGACGAGUACCAGUAUAGCCUUAAAGUAGGAGCCUGGAGCGAGUGUAGGCUCCCCCAUCACAAAGACACCCUAUUAAACGGUCGGACCACUGUGGAUUUCAGCAGUAACAAAGCAAACAACACAGUAAUGUCACACAGACACCCCUCUCAUUUUCAUCAACACCAUCAUGAACAUCGUCACCACCGCAAACACCCGAUGUCGUGGGAGCUCGAGGUGGGAUACCAGACACGGCAAGUCCGCUGCACUCGGAGUGAUGGGAAGAACACAAUGCUGAGCCUCUGUACAAAGUACAACUCCCCUCUGACCUACCAAGCAUGUGUGAUGCCCAGAGACUGCCAAACUUCUGACUGGUUAUCAUGGAGUCCUUGCUCAAAAACCUGCCGCUCCACCGACCUGUCACCUGGUUACCGUCUACGGUCACGAGUUGUGACACAGAUCCUGCUGAGCGGUGGGAAACAAUGUCCUGUCCUUGAGGAGAAAGAAGCCUGCAACAUUAUAGGGGAUUUACUUCCAAACUGCCCAAGGUAUGAAUGGAGAACCACUGACUGGGAUGAGUGCCUGGUUUCCCCUCUACUCAGCAAGCUGGACCGGCGUCUUGCUAACAUCAGUAGUCUCUGCGGAGGGGGUGUGCAGACCAGAAAAACCUACUGUGUUCAAGUUCCUGAUGACUCAACUCCACAUCACAGGAAGGAGGUGUCAAGACCUGUGACUGCCAAACUGUGUGCGGGUCAAGAAGCUCCCUUGGCCGUCAAGAACUGCUCCAUUCCCUGCCAGCACCGCUGCCUACUCUCCCACUGGUCGCCUUGGGGCUCCUGCAGACAUGACAACUGCAAAGAUCCACAGGGAAAGAAAGGUUUCAUACAAAGGAGAAGAGAGGUAUUGUGGACAUCCAGCAAUUCGCAGGAUGUCUGCCCUCAUCUCGUGGAGUUCAUUCCUUGUGAGGACCCCGCUUGUUACCUGUGGCAUGUUCAGCAAGGAAAAUGUAGGCCUACCAAAAGUACCUGUGGUCCUGGAACUCUGGUCCAAAGCGUGACGUGUGUCAGUACAGAAGGUGAGGAUGUGCCCACGACUUACUGCGCAGAAGACCCUCCACCAACUGAGGCAUCCUGUGAAGUGGCUUGUCCUGCAGAUUGCGUUGUCAGCAUCUGGUCCUCUUGGUCUCCCUGCUCCCACAGUUGUGCCUCGAAAACUGCAGAUGGCCGUCAAAGCCGCACACGCACUGUGUUGGCACUCCCAGGAAAAGAGGGAAAAGAGUGUCCAGGAGCUCCAGCUUUGGAAGAGUGGAGAGUUUGCAAUGACCAUCCUUGCCUGGUGUUCUACUGGGAGGCUUCAACAUGGGGGCCAUGCAUUAUCGAUCGUUCGAUAAUCAACCGAACUAACUUCUGGAACAGCACGGAUUCCUGUGCAAUGGGAGUUCAAAUUCGAAAAGUCACCUGCAUGAAGAUGAAUGGUGGAUCUGUCGUGAACAAAAGAUGUGCGGAUUCUGCUCGUCCAGAAACAGUCCGGUCCUGUGUUCUUCCCUGCAUGAAAGACUGCAUUGUGACACCCUUCAGCGAAUGGACGGCCUGUCCAUCAACCUGCACGCCAGAGAAUACCACCUCUGCCACACAGUCUCGGCACCGGACUAUCAUUCAAAAGUCUGCUAAUGGAGGUCAAGAGUGCCCCGACACACUUUAUGAAGAGCGGGAAUGUGAAUCACACCCAGCAUGUCCAAUUUACCGGUGGAGGAUACACAAGUGGCACGCCUGUACAUUAGUUCCCGAGUCUGUCCAACGUAGCUUAUCUCAAGCAGCAGAAACUUGUGGAAAUGGGUUAGAAACAAGAGGUCUCAGUUGCGUCGGAGAGAACGAUGAAGCAGCCAACCUGACAGAGUGCCUACGCUGGGCUGGUCCUUUGCCCGCUCAGAUUCGAGCAUGUCGAGUGGCUUGCAAGGAUGACUGCGCUCUAACAGCUUGGUCCAAGUUCUCUGAAUGUGCAGGAUGUGGCAGCUUCCAAAGUCGCAAGCGCUCGCUAACAGGUCGCAGUAAAAAGAAGGAACAAUGCCUGAAUGAGGCUUUAUACCCGCUGGAAGAGAAAGAGACUUGUCCCUGCCAGGAGUACUUGUCCCAACCUUUCGGGAACUGGUCUGAUUGCAUUCUCCAUGAACCUUCCACUGCGGGCUCGCUGCACGGUUGGAUGAGCGCCCAGGAAGUGAAAGAGUGUGGUCAAGGUCUACGCUACAGAGUUGUGGCUUGCAUUGAUCAGCACGGACGCCUGGUGGAGCCUACUCUAUGUACAGACACCGGCUACAUGGUGGAGGAGUGCCAUAUCCCAUGUCCCCUGGACUGUAAGCUCAGUGACUGGUCCACUUGGUCUGCCUGCAGUACAUCAUGUGGAGGUGGGCUGAAGGUCAGGUCCAAGUGGCUGAGGGAGAAGGCUUUUAAUGGAGGACGUCCAUGCCCUAAACUGGAUCUAAAGAACCAGGUAAAUGAAGCCGUGCCAUGCCACAGUGAUUGCAGCAAAUACAAGUGGAGGGCAGAGCCCUGGUCCAUUUGCACAAUCAACACGGUGGGAGACUCGCCAUCGUGUGGGGAGGGAGUCCAAAGCCGAAAGAUCAGGUGUGUGAAGGGAACAAGUGGGGAAGUCAGCACUGUUGAUGACAGUCAGUGUGAUCAAGAGGAAAUGCCACCGAGAGCUCAAGUCUGCUUUCUGGCCUGCCACAAUGACUGUGUCAUGUCACCCUGGGAACCUUGGAGAAACUGCCCAAUGCAAUGUGAUCAAGGCUCGGAGAGAAACAGAAGUAGACAUAUCCUACGCCUUCCUGCUGUUGGAAGCGCAGCCUGUCCAGAUACGGUGCAGUCAGAAAGUUGCAUCCUGAACAGCACCUGCUUCACUUAUCAGUACAAAGUCUCAGAAUGGAGUACAUGUCGACUGAGUGAAAAUGCCAUCUGCGGUCGAGGUGUCAGACAACGACUUCUCGACUGCAUUCGCAUUGAUGGAAAAAUUGUGGACUUGCAAAAGUGUAAGCAGUUUGGGCUAGUCAAGAACUGGAAGUUGGUGGAAAACUGUGUGGUCGACUGUCCGGUCAGCUGUGUCCUCUCUGAUUGGUCAACAUGGGGUGAAUGCUCGCACACCUGUGGUAGCCAAGGGCAGUUUGUGCGUACUCGGAGAAUCUUGCGGGAAGCUCAUGAAGAAGGUCGACCUUGUCCCAGCCAGCUCAUCCAGACAAAGCCAUGUCCAAUAAAUCCUUGCUACAUGUGGCAGAUAAGCAACUGGUCCCCCUGCACCAUAGAGGGUGCAGAGUGUGGCGAGGGGUAUCGGAGAAGAAACUUAUCGUGUGUCACCCACAAUGGCAACGUGACAGAGUCUCCUCCUUUGCCAGUGGCAGACAAGUUUUGCGGCGACAAGCUGAGAAAGGCAAUCCAACAGGAUUUGGAGCAGCCAUGUUUUGUUCCUUGUCAAGGAGACUGCCAUUUGGCUGAGUGGUCAACUUGGAGCUCUUGCCAAUUGACUUGUGUGGAGGGGCGGAGCUUUGAAAGCAUAGGACGUCAAUCCCGCUCCAGAGCGGUGAUCAUUCAAGUUACCCAGAACCAGGACACCUGCCCACAGCAAAUCUUUGAGACGCAGCCAUGUAAAGGAGGCCAAUGCUACAGUUACCAGUGGAGGACAGGAGGAUGGAGCAAUAAUGAGAGAGCAGUGUGGUGUCAACGCUCGGAUGGUGUCGUUGUCACAGGAGGGUGUUUCCCACAGAAAAGGCCGAGCAUGAUCCGGCACUGCCAUCCACCGUGCACCAAGCCCUUCUCGCACUGCACGUCGAGCGGCGUUUGUGGGUGUGAGAAGGGUUACACCGAAGUCAUGACUACAAAUGGCUUCCUGGACUACUGCACUCGAACCCCGGGAGUCGACACCAAUAAGAAAGCUGAUGUGAAAACCAACUCGGGAAGAUUAAAACCAUCUCGGGCCCGAGACCGCCACACAGAGUGGACCUUACGACCUGUUGGGCCAGAUGGAAGGGUAAAGCUGUGGGUUUACGCCGUGACUGCUGUCGGAUUCAUCUUAAUACUCUUCGUUAUUGCAUUCUCAUUCCUGGUCUGUAAACCAGACAAAAUAACAAAGACGUCUCCUCCGCCACAGAAGCCUUUGACCCUGGCCUACGAUGGCGACAUUGAUAUGUAACCAUGUUGGUUUUCUUCAUAAAGACGCAUUCUCACGCCACAAGUGGUAUGAACGGACCAAGGUACUCCGGCAUUUGCUGUUAAUGACACACUUUCAGAUUUCUCCUUGGAAAGAAAGUUUUUUUUUUUUUUUUUUAUUCCUUUUCAAAUUCUGGUUACAACAUGGUGGCUCAGAGGCUGAAGCAUUUUUCAUGUCGUCAUUUUGUGUGUUAAAAACCAGAAGGACCAAAGGGAAAUGUUCAUGACACGGAGGCUGAACAUUGAACAAUUUUCCCAUUCUCGUUGGAUAUUCGUAAAGGAAAUGUUACAACUUUUUUGCGUGAAGGGCCUGUUUGUUUCCUGAGAAUAAAAAAAAAAAAAAAAAAAAUCUUUAUGCACUACAUUAGUGCUGAUUCACUAUUCCUUUUCCUUUGAAAUGACUUUUAUAGUGUUUGAAAUGUUUAUGCAAGUCGUUGCUGUUGAAUUGUUCCUUGUCGACGAUGCCAUAUGUUGUAUAGAUGUGGAAACCAAAUGCAGGCUUGCCUUGAGUUUAACAACAUGAUGCAGUUGUUUCUCCAUCCUAAACUUCUUUAGACACUCAAAAGCCAAGAAAUGUGAAUAUUUUGAACAUUUCAGUGAAGUCAUGCUGAUGAAUGACACAUGGACUUGCAUCAUAUAAGACACACCACACAGGAAUAUAAAGAUAAUAGAUAUUUAAUGUCAGAAUUGGCAUUAUGUGGAUAAUGACAUGAUGUAUUUUGGUUUUGCCUUUAUGCAGCACAACAAUAGAUAUGAAGUAAAUGAAUCAAGUUGUGACUGAAGUGUGGGCUUUCAUUUCUAUUUCAAGAUUCACAAUAAUAUGAAAUUUACUUUAAUUUACUUAACAUUACCAAAGCUUUAAAAAGUCUUGAGCUGCAAUUUUGUUAUUUGUGGGUUAUUAGUCAACUGCAGCUGGAAGCAGAAGCAGAAGAUGAAUCCAUACCGAGCAUUAUUUUGUUAUUUUUUUAAUUCUUUUAUGUCCAUAAAUAAACAAUGCUAAUUAAAACCAACUCCGCCCAAAUGUGGAUCUCAUAUCUGAAAGCCAUUCAUCUAAAUACUUUUAGGACUCCCAAAGAACUUUGCAAUGGCGUACCGUGCACAACACGUCACUUUUGCUCAUUAAUAUUCAUGACGUUAGCAACUGUUGCUAGAGGGGUCAAGCUCGCAUUUGUCCCUCAUGCUAACUGCAAGUAAAUAGUGUACGAACAAGAUGUUUACUGAGCUAAACUUACCAAUUCUGUCCGAAAAUGAUGUCCCUGGUGACAGAUUUACUGGUAAAGAUGUGGAAGAACAUACAAAUGUUCAGUAAAAAAGAUGGCUUGAGUGUGGAGGGCUAAAAAAGACGGGAAAAAGAGCUGACCCGAUCCAAUCCAGAGGUAGCUUUUUUAUCGACACCUUUGUCUUGUGUGCAUUGCCUUACGCCACUGUAAAUGACAUUCUCCUGUUUUAACAAUCUAUCCUUGACCCCCAUAUGCCCUGUCUUUCCUAUAUAGUGUGUAUUAUAUCGUCUGGUUGGCUUACGUCUCUGACCGUUUUUGGGGGAAAUUUACAUUGCUAUAUUUGUGUAGCGAUCGCAAAUGCUACUCAGUGACAGCCAACGAACACUUUUUUUUUUUUUCCAUUAAUAACAAAUCUUAAUUCUAUAAUUUAUUUACACUUCCCCCUUACUUAAGUUGUUUUUUCACAACAGAAAAUGUAACAACAGUGGUAGUCAGAUACCAUUUUAAUUUUUUUCAGGUUAUUCAUUGUCAGACAGAAGCAGCACUGCAAAACGCCACACUAAAAAAUAAGUAAAAAUAUCAAAAUGGCUAACCUCUUUAUCCUCUGUAGCACCAUGGCUCCUAACAAAAUGUUUACUGCAUAUGAAGGUGAAUGGCUUCACCUUGCUGGCGUUUAACUGGUCUUUUGGACGUCCGCACAACUUGAUCCAUUGUUCAUUUUUUCCUCUUUAUCGGCUGCGGAAAACAUAUGAAGAAAACAUCCUUUAUAUGUCGUAAUGUCUAGAGUCGUUUCUAAAAGUUCCAUAGCAGCAGUGUUUACUUGGCAUAUUCUUUUUUUGAAAAAUUACCGGCAAAAAACAAGCAGUACUAACAUGGGUUGUUUGCGAAGGCGCUUCUAUGUUGACCCACUUCCGGUUUACGAUGGUGACGUCAUGGUCUAAAAAUAGAAUUCGUGCGGUACGCUAUUGCAUAAAAUCACAUUAACCCUUGAUAGGGCUCACCGGCAACUCUCUGGCUGCCAUUGACUGCGCUAGAUGUCAAAUACAUUUUGACUGGGAGUAGUUGGCAGUGCUGUCAAAAUAAAAAAUACAAUAAAAAUCAUUGAUAAAAAUAAUAAUUUAAUUCAGACUGAUUUUCAGUAUCCAACCCAAAUUAUAAUUGAGGUUCAGUAAAUUUUGUUUUAUUUAUUCAAUCAUCUUCCAUGCUGCUUAUCAUCACAAGGGUCGCAGGGUUGCUGGAGCUUAUCCCAGCUAACUUUGGGCGGAGCUGUGAUCAGCGUAGGCCUGUCGCGAUAACAAAUUUUAGUGUGCGAUGAUUUAUUUGAUAAAUUAUUGCGAUAUGCGAUAUUAUUGCACCCCCCCAAUUAAAAAAAAAAUGGCAAUAACACCGUGAGAAUACAGUAUACUGGACU